Anopheles aquasalis is the source of this 1221-nucleotide messenger RNA. RefSeq names its product carbonic anhydrase beta (gene CAHbeta). The record is from RefSeq and is a predicted model, not a curated record. Lineage: Eukaryota; Metazoa; Arthropoda; Insecta; Diptera; Culicidae. Gene Ontology annotation, molecular function: carbonate dehydratase activity; zinc ion binding.
AUCUUGAUCAUCAACGGGAGUGAGACGGAGCGAUAUACGGAGUGAGUCAUGGAGCGCAUACUGCGAGGUGUGAUGCGUUACCGGCACUCCACCCGGGAACAAAUGGUGCAGGAAUUCCGUAAAGUUCGCGAUAAUCCACAGCCAAAAGCUGUGUUCUUCACCUGCAUGGACAGUCGCAUGAUUCCAACGCGAUUUACCGAGACACACGUGGGGGAUAUGUUUGUGGUGCGAAAUGCUGGCAAUCUUGUUCCGCAUGCCGAGCACUUUCAGGAUGAGUACUUUAGCUGCGAGCCGGCCGCCCUUGAGCUGGGUUGCGUGGUCAACAACAUCAAACACAUCAUCGUUUGUGGCCACAGCGAUUGCAAGGCAAUGAAUCUGCUGUACAUGUUGAAGGAUCCCGAAUUUGCAUCGCUGGACAACCGUAGGAUAUCGCCACUGAGGGCCUGGCUGUGCGAGCAUGCCAAUACUAGUCUGGACAAGUUUCAAAACCUGCGACAGAUCGGACUGGAUAAACCGCUGAUUUUCUCGUCCGAGACACCGUUGCGCAAGUUCGUGGCUUACAUUGAUCCCGAGAACAAUUUCGCGAUCGAGGACAAACUGUCGCAGGUGAACACGUUGCAGCAGAUCGAGAACAUCGCUUCGUACGGGUUUCUGAAGCGCCGGCUCGAGUCACACGAUCUGCACAUUCACGCUCUUUGGUUCGAUAUCUACACCGGAGAUAUUUACUACUUUAGCCGGAACUCGAAGCGAUUCAUAGCGAUCGACGAGAGCACAAUCGAGCAACUGCUGACCGAGGUACGGCGGUACUAUUCGUGAUCCGUGUUCGAGUGUUCGUUGUUCGCUCGUCGAAGGUGCUUCCGUGAGGGUUGUCCUGUAAAUACGGGUUAAUUAAGAACAAUCUCCAAGAAAUUGUUUUUUUUUAUGCUUUGGAACAUUUUUAAAAUGUGAAUCGUGCUUCUAGUGCCUUGCGGAACGAGUGGCCUUACGUUAUGAUUUAUUAUGUACUGCUUCGUGUUGGAUGUUGUAAUAAGUAGAACGCUUUUUGUACGAACUGUUGAGCUAGUUUUAUAAUAAACAGGAUAUGUUGGCUGGCGAAGAAGUACUAUCAUCGGCCGAUAAUGAUAACCUUCUCUCUUUUAAAGGUUCGCGAAUGAGCUUCAUCGCAUGGUCGUCGCAAGACGCAGCUAUACCACAAACGCACACGCCAGAAAUGCAUUUAGU